AUGAAUACAAGUGUAGACAGCAUUGUUGGAACGCAACAGAAAAAGGGUGCAUUUUGGGGGAGAGUGAUGGAAAAAUUUGAGGCAGCUAGAGCAGCCAACCCUCAUGAAAUUCAAUCCCGCACUAUGGGCAGUAUGAAGGGCCAAUGGUUCAGAAUGUCUGAAGCGGUGCAAAAGUGGUGUGGAUGCUACGACAAGGCAAAGGCAAGAAAGAGGAAUGGCCAAAAUGAUGAUGAUGUGAUCUCUGAAACUCAUAAGAUAUUUGAAAGCACGGGAGGUAAAUUUCACUUCUAUGAUGAAUGGAUUUUGAUGAGUAAGUUCGAUAAGUACCGUUCCAUAUUGAGUGACCCUUGUUACAAGAUAAUACGUGGACGUCCAUCGAAUACGCCUCAAAUGUCUAAUUCUGUUGGUUCUGGAAGUAGUGGAAAGAGAACAAGGUCUGAAGAUGGAGGCUCUACACCAACCACCCGACAAGCGAAGAUGUUCGGGAUGGUCACUCGCUCGUCCAGAAGACUUCAACUCUAUGGUGAGCGGAAGGGAUUAGAUUUUGAUUUCAACAUGAGAAACUACAGUUUCUUAAGCAAAAGGAAGCAAGGAAGCAAAGACAAUCGAGCUGGAAGAGAUAAGCAGGCAGAGGCAGAUGGAAAUAGAGGAGAAAAACAUAAAAAUGCAACAAUAUCAGGUGAAUUGGCAAAUGCUCCAAUCAUUAAUCUCUAA
Molecule: messenger RNA, 714 nt
Organism: Beta vulgaris subsp. vulgaris (sugar beet)
Lineage: Eukaryota; Viridiplantae; Streptophyta; Magnoliopsida; Caryophyllales; Amaranthaceae
Product: glutathione S-transferase T3
Exons: 2
Coding region: 1-714 (237 amino acids)
Source: RefSeq, a predicted model, not a curated record